UGGUAUGAAGAUGGCGGCGUACAGUUACUCUCAGCUGCUGCCGCUGCUGUUAUGGUCCGUGUGUUUCUGCGGUUUCGGCUCCGUCCUCGGCUUGAAGGCUGCCAGCGGCCCGGCGGAGCCGCCCAACCCGCCCGUCCUGAGAGCCGCGGAUCCGCCGGCCAAGGAUGCACCUGCCGCUGCCGCCGCUGGGGCCUCUCAGCCUCGAAGGGCGACCGGCUGGAAGCUGUCGGAGGAGGAGGCCUGCCGGGAGGACCUGUCCCGCCUCUGCCCCAAACACACCUGGACCAACAACCUGGCCGUGCUGGAGUGCCUGCAGGACCGCAGAGAGGAAUCUGAGAUUGCUCCAGACUGUAACCAUCUCCUGUGGAACUACAAACUCAAUCUGACCACAGAUCCAAAGUUUGAGUCGGUGGCGAUGGAGGUCUGCAAGAGCACCAUCGCUGAGAUAAAGGAGUGUAACGAGGAGGAAAGAGGGAGGGGCUACCUGGUGUCCUGCCUGGUGGAUCACCGUGGCAACAUCAGCGAGUACCAGUGCAACCAGUACAUCACCAAGAUGACCAGCAUCAUCUUCAGCGACUACAGACUGAUCUGCGGCUUCAUGGACAAAUGUAAAGAAGACAUCAACAGCCUGCGCUGUGGCAGCAUCAACGUGGGACACAAGGAUGUCCACUCCCAGGGCGAAGUGAUCGCCUGUCUGGAAAAGGCGUUGGUGAGGGAGGCGGAGCAGCAGGAUCAUGUCCGUCCAAUCAAGGAGGAGUGUCAGAGGGCGAUCCUGCGGGUGGCGGAGCUAUCUUCAGAUGACUUUCACCUCGACCGACAUCUUUACUUCUCCUGCCGAGACGACCGGGAGAGGUUCUGUCAGAACACUCAGGCAGGAGAGGGAAAAGUCUACAAGUGUCUCUUCAAUCACAAGUUCGAGGAGGCCAUGUCAGAAAAGUGCCGUGAUGCUCUGACCACCCGUCAGAAGCUGAUCUCUCAGGACUACAGAGUCAGUUACUCUCUGGCCAAAGCCUGUAAGAUGGACCUGAGGAAGCAGCGCUGCAGCCUGGACACCAACCUGCCGCGGGCCCGAGAGGCCCGGCUGUCGUACCUGCUGCUGUGUCUGGAGGCUGCUGUGCACCGCGGUCGUCCAGUCAGCGGCGAGUGUCAGGGAGAGAUGCUGGACUACAGGCGGAUGCUGAUGGAGGAUUUCUCUCUGAGUCCAGAGAUCGUGCUGCACUGCAGGACAGAGAUCGAGGCUCACUGCUCCGGCCUGCACCGCAAAGGCCGCACGCUGCACUGCCUGAUGAGGAUCGGACGCGGAGAUCGCAGCACCACUGUCGACAGCGUCUGCCAGAGUGCCCUGCAGACGUUGAUCCAGUCUGCCGACCCUGGAGCCGACUACAGGAUCGACCGAGCGCUCAAUGAGGCCUGCGAGUCCGUCAUCCAGACUGCCUGCAAACACAUCCGCAGCGGAGACCCAAUGAUCCUGUCAUGCCUGAUGGAGCACCUGUACACGGAGAAGAUGGUGGAGGACUGUGAGCACCGGUUGUUGGAGCUGCAGUAUUUCAUAUCCAGAGACUGGAAACUGGACCCCAUCCUGUAUAAGAAGUGUCAGGGUGACGCUGCUCGACUCUGCCACACGCACGGCUGGAACGAAACCAGCGAGCUGAUGCCGCCGGGCGCCGUCUUCUCCUGCCUCUACCGCCACGCCUACCGCACCGAGGAGCAGGGACGCCGGUUAUCUCGGGACUGUAAGGUGGAGGUUCAGAGGAUUCUCCACCAGAGGGCGCUGGAUGUGAAGUUGGACCCUGAGCUGCAGAAACGAUGCAUGACUGAUCUCGGGAAGUGGUGCAGCGAGAAGACGGACACUGGACAGGAGCUGGAGUGUCUGCAGGAUCAUUUGGAGGACCUGGUGCCGGCCUGCAGGGAGGUCGUGGGGAACCUGACUGAGCUGGAGUCAGAGGACAUUCAGAUUGACGCUCUGCUCAUCAGAGCCUGUGAGCCGGUCACUCAGGCCCACUGCCAUGAUGUCGCUGAUAACCAGAUCGACACAGGUGACCUGAUGGAGUGUUUGGUUCAGAAUAAACACCAGAAGGAGAUGAACGACAAGUGUUCAGUCGGAGUCACACACUUCCAGCUGGUUCAAAUGAAGGAUUUCCGGUUCUCCUACAAGUUCAAGAUGGCCUGUAAGGAGGACGUUCUCCGUUUGUGUCCAAACAUCAAGAAAAAGGUGGAUGUGGUCAUCUGUCUCAGCACCACGGUGAGGAACGACACGCUGCAGGAGGCCAGGGAGCAGCGGGUUUCCCUGAAAUGUCGUAAACAGCUGCGGGUGGAGGAGCUGGAGAUGUCGGAGGAUAUUCGGUUGGAGCCAGAGUUGUACGAUCCCUGUAAGUCAGACAUCAGUCGUUUGUGUCCCAACGUGGCCUUCGGAAACGCUCAGAUGAUCGAGUGUCUGAAGGAGCAGAAGAAGCAGCUCAGUCAGCGCUGCCACCAGCGGAUCUUCAGGCUGCAAGAGGUGGAGAUGACCGACCCCGAGCUGGACUACCAGCUGAUGAGAGUCUGCAAGCAGAUGAUCAAGCGUUUCUGUACUGAUGCGGACGCCAGAAACGUCCUUCAGUGUCUGAAACAGAACAAGAACAGCGAGCUGAUGGAUCCUAAGUGCAAACAGAUGAUCACCAAGAGACAGAUCACACAGAACACAGACUACAGGUUGAACCCGGUGUUGAGAAAAGCCUGUCGUGCCGACAUCCCAAAGUUCUGCCAGCCAAUCCUGAACAAGGCGAGCGAGGACAGUGAGCUGGAGGGCCAGGUCAUCGCCUGCCUCAAACUCAAAUACGCCGACCAGAGGUUGUCUCCAGACUGUGAGGACCAGAUCAGAGUGAUUCUCCAGGAGUCAGCACUCGACUACAGACUGGACCCACAGCUGCAGAUGCACUGCACAGAUGAGAUCUCCAGGUUGUGUGCGGAGGAGGCAGCAGCUCAGGAGCAGACAGGACAAGUGGAGGAGUGUCUGAAAGUCAACUUGCUGAAAAUCAAACAGGAGGCCUGUAAAAAGGAAGUCCUCAACAUGCUGAAGGAGAGUAAAGCAGACAUCUUCGUAGACCCGGUCCUUCACACAGCCUGCGCUCUGGACCUCAAACACCACUGUGCCGCCAUCACACCUGGCAGAGGACGGCAGAUGUCGUGUCUAAUGGAGGCGUUACAGGACAAGAGAGUUCGUCUGCAGCCGGAGUGUAAGAAAAGACUUCAAGACCGCAUCGACAUGUGGAGCUAUGCUGCAAAGGUGGCGCCAGCAGAGGGCUUCUCAGACCUGGCCGUGCAGGUGAUGACAUCACCCUCCAAGAACUACAUCCUGCUCAUGAUCGCACUGAGCGUGUGCGUCCUCUUCCUCGUGGGGCUGCUGUGCGGUCGGAUCACCAAGCGAGUGACGAGAGAACUGAAGGACCGGUAGAAGACGAGAGCUCUGACGAAAGACUGACUCCUCGCACCUUCUUCCUCCCCCUCCCCCUCCCCCUCCUCCUCUUCUUCCUCUUCCCCUCUCAGAUGCCCGGUCUGUAACCAGCCAAACUGCACAGUGCCAACGCCAGUGUCCACAUCUGGAACUCGUCUGUUUAUUGGCUGCUGCUGAAUAUUUGCAUCAAAUGCAAAACGGCCCCCCGAUUCUCACAAAAUCUCCAUUUGGGCAUCUCCAAACCAGUCGUCUGAUUGGAGCGUUUCUUUCCUUGAUGAUCAUAUUCCUCCUUCCCCAACAAAUCUGCUUCUGCCGAGGAUGUUUUCUGGGGUCGGAUGUGGGGUCGUCCGGCAUCCUUUAAGUUUCUAAAUAAGCGCUGUUCAUGAUGUGACUGAGGGCUGCUUAGGAUUGCUUUCCACUCGUUGAGUCCUGAUGCUUUUUUGUGAUAUUUAACAGAGACUGGAGCAUGUAGAGCAACAGGAGAUUGUUUCUUUCUAUAUGACUGCAGCUGCCUGAAUCGCACACGGAGCAACAAAACUUUGAAUUCUUUGAGAUGUUCUUGUUGCUUUGAAACAUUUUUUCUCAUCAAAUCAUGAAGUCCUCUCCACUAAAGGAUCACGUCCAGCUCGCCGGAUAUACAUCAAGUUAUAGCUUCUCCUGGAUAUUUUCACCAUGACCUGCGUAGCCCCCUGUUCUCUGUUGCCUUUAAUGAACACGGUCUGACACAUAACACACAGAGCGGCUUUGUUUUCUGCAUUUAAUGACUAAACAAGCUGCCUGUGUGCAAACACGAGCAGUUGGGAGGAAGUGAUUGUUAAUGUGGAUAUAUAGCAUUUACACAGCUCUGCGUACAAAACUUUUUUUCCCCCAAAUGUUUGAUAAUUUAUGCACCAAUGUCAUGCCAGAGGUCAGACUGCCCUGUUGAACCUGCCCUGAGCUGCUAACACAUUGACAUGAUGUGAGGUUUACUCCGCAGGCCUACGUUUGUUUGUUUCUGCCGACAUUUAAAGUGCAUUCACACUCCUGCAUGUACACAAACAGUGCAUAAACUUAAGACGUGAGACAAAACACCGUCUUAAAUUGGUACAUACAAGUCAGAGGUAAUCAUGUAAGAUUUUAAAAUGCCAUUUUUCACAGAAAGGAGUCACAGGAUAAUCUUUUUUCUUUUUAAAAUAGGUGGGAUUAAAUGGUUUAUCUUAAAAUAAAGACUGGAGGGAGGGGAGGGGAAACAGGCAGCCUGGCUCGGUCCAAAGUUGGGAAAACAUGUACCGUUAAACUUCAAUUAAUAGCCUGGGCUAUUAUUUGCUUAAAUCACUGAACUCAACAGGCCUAUGUUUGGGACAGGCCUUUAAUUCCUUUCACCUACAACCAGUCAGAGCAAUGAAACGUGAAGUAGCGCUGAGCAACAUACAAAUGUAAACAGACUACAGCGUGUCGAGAUGUGGUGGUGUAGCAUCAAUAUGUCUGUGAACGAGUGUUGCUGACUUUGCCAUCACAAUUUUAACAUAGUAUUUCAACAGGAAGUUAAACAUCAGCUUCAGCCAUCUUUGAAAAUGCCUCAAUAGCGCUUCUCUUACUCAGCUAGGUGUACGCUCACCUUGUGUCACUAGGGAGAGCAAGCCAAAUAACGUCAUCACAUAUUUUUGGCUCUGCCAGUUGUCAGUCAUCAAAUCAAACAUGACCAAUAUUAGAUAAAUGGUUGUGAUUGGUCAGGUCCUUUGGAAAUCUGUCUUAAUGGGAGGGGGACCAGACGCACCAGAACAAAUAAAACAUGAGCUCACAGACUCGCCUGAUUCCCAGACUACCUGUGUGCAGCAGUCAGGGUGAAUUAGGGUGACUGGUCUGUGUGUUUAGAUCAAAGUUAGGCUACAUUUGAUUGAAUGUCCGAUUCAGAUGUGACGUAUCGCCUGAAGCUUCAACUGACAAAUUUUCACUUUCAUGAUAAACAUUUACUGUACAUGACGCAUAUGAGCAAAAAUAUUUGUAACAGGGCGACAUCACAUUUAGAAAAAUACAUUUGUAGUGUGCCAUCAUGAUCUAAAUGCUGUAAUAUUACUUAUUAUUAAUAGUAAAGAAAAAACAAGACACAAAGGAUGUUUGGUUUCAUGCUGACGUUACAACAAUGAAUUAGUUUUGAAAACCCAGACGGAAAAUCCCCCGCACAGUAUUUUACAGACUGUUGAGCCACAAACUAAUUUUUUUUUUUUUUUUGCAGGUAAAUGACUUUAAUUGUAACUAAAGAGAUGCAAACAUUAUUUUGCUUUUUUUUUUUUAUUUUUUUUUUAUUUUUCAAUUGAUGGAUAUUUAAUUUUGCACUUUAACAUGGUGUACAUCAGUGACAUCACUGGACAAUGAGCCUCGUUCAUCUCAUUCAUUUGUAAAAAUAUUUCCGAACAAUAACCUUACCUUUCUGUUUGCAGCUUUUGGUUGAAUAUUAAUAUUUGUGAAUGAUUUAAAAACAGUGUCACACAGAUGAGUAGUUUGUGCAGCGUAUACACAAUAUUUCUGAUCAUUUACAAAAGUUAACGAAGCUGAAGUUGCAGAUUAUUUGAGUGUGAACAAAGAGACGUCCUCUACCUGAAAGCCGACGGAUCAAUCAGAUAGAAACCAACAGCUGGCUGCUUUGAGCUUUUCUAAACCAUCUUUAUGUUCCUGUUGGUGUCUGCUGACGUCAGACGUUGAAUCAGAGCGACUCGACAGGAAGUAAAGAUGGCUGUCAUCAUAACCAGUUUUGUCUCUGCGUGAACAAACUUUAUCGGUGUGCAGUUUUUUAUUUGUUUUUACAUUAUGCCAUGUAAUAUGAAGCCGUAACAGAUUUCUCAUUGUGAGGUUUGAUUUUGCUGUACAGAUAAAAAUUUGUCAAUUUAAUAAACCUGUCUGCAGAUUUUCAUAUCUUUGGCUCCACCUGAGACUUUUUAAAUGUUCAUGUCAUCUUUACUUAUGUGAUACAGAAGCAUGAAAACAGAUUGAUGCCCUUUCUAGAGGACCAAAGGUGAUUAUAAACUAAUGACAACAUGCUUACAAAUAUUCAAUUUCUGCCAAUAGAUGCUCCUAAAUCCUACACACUGGACCUUUAAGAC
Epinephelus fuscoguttatus (brown-marbled grouper) is the source of this 6513-nucleotide messenger RNA. Its product is annotated as Golgi apparatus protein 1-like. The coding region runs from base 5 to 3433 and encodes 1142 amino acids. Gene Ontology annotation, cellular component: Golgi membrane. The transcript is spliced from 26 exons. NCBI's taxonomy places the organism in Eukaryota, Metazoa, Chordata, Actinopteri, Perciformes, Serranidae. Gene Ontology annotation, molecular function: fibroblast growth factor binding. The record is from RefSeq and is a predicted model, not a curated record.